Protobothrops mucrosquamatus (brown spotted pit viper) is the source of this 2646-nucleotide messenger RNA. RefSeq names its product colony stimulating factor 2 receptor beta common subunit (gene CSF2RB). Lineage: Eukaryota; Metazoa; Chordata; Lepidosauria; Squamata; Viperidae. Bases 37 to 2646 code for a protein of 869 amino acids. The transcript is spliced from 13 exons. Gene Ontology annotation, cellular component: membrane; external side of plasma membrane. Gene Ontology annotation, biological process: cytokine-mediated signaling pathway; immunoglobulin mediated immune response. Gene Ontology annotation, molecular function: protein binding; cytokine receptor activity. The record is from RefSeq and is a predicted model, not a curated record.
GUGAGUGCUUCACGCAACAAAGAAUAUUUAAUGAACAUGAAGCCCUACAGCAUUGCUCUGACUUUAAGCCUCAUUGUUGUCAUCAUUGAAGCUCGAGAGAGCCGGCUGCAUGAAACCUUAUGCUGUUCCAAUGACUACACCUCACAUAUAAGCUGCACCUGGUCUGAGCCUCGGGAGGGAAACGCCUUUGUCAAGAUGCACCUUUUUGAAAAACACAAUGAUUUAAACCUCACAAAGAUGAUCUGCAAUAGCAAAAAACUAGACUCCGAGAUACAUUGGCACUGUAGGAGGAAUGAAACCAGAUUCAAUUCUCUACUGAUUAAUUCAUUCAUUUUCAAACCUGAUCGGAAGUUGGAAAUACAACUGAAUGUUGACCUCUUCAAGAACAUUCAGCUUCUGCCACCUGAGAAAUUAAAUGUUACUGCCACAGAAGAAUGUAAUUUCCUACUGGAGUGGAAAGCAGGUGGAGGAACAAACAGAAAUCAGUUGUUGGAAGGUGUUCCCCUGGAUUUUGAAAUAAGCUAUAAAAGAACUUGGGAACUUUGGGAGGAAUCUUCCUCUGUAUUGGUCUCAAAUAAGUCUCAUUAUUGUCUCCGACACAGUAACGUUGUGCCUGGCAGCAGAUAUGUUGCCAGGGUUAGAAAUAAGCCAAGUCCAGGAAGUGGAUUUGCUGGCCGUUACAGUGACUGGAGUCCAGUGGUAACUUGGCAAACACCAGAAAGUACCGAUGAUGCUGUGCCCAAGAAUCUUCAAUGUUAUUUUAAUGGAAUUGAUCGACUCAAAUGCAGUUGGGAGGUGAGACAAGAAAUCAGCAAUUCUGUCUUGUUCACACUCUUUUACAAAGACAAACCUGGAUCAAAAGAGAUGGAGUGCUCUGAAGUCUAUCAAGAAGCUCUUAUAAGCAAUAAUGCCACUUAUCAUGUACUGCAAAGCUGUGAGAUCAAUGUCACUAACUCCAGCAAGCAAAGCCAAUAUCUUGUCCGUGUGAUACCAAAAGAAGAAGUGAAAGAGAUCAAGAUGUAUCUGAACAUCAAGCCAGACCCACCUUACAACCUGUCCAUGUCAGUAAUUGAUGGCCCUCAGUACAUCCUCCACUGGGACUCUAAAAUCAUCCAUACAGUGUUUGAUUUGCAAAAGACAUAUCAGAUCUCAUACUGGGAAACUGGAAAACCUUCAGAGGUAAGAUAUGUUGAUAACACCACAAACCAAAAAUUUACCUUCACUUCACAUUUCCUGGAACUAGGCAAAAAUUACAUAGCAAAGGUGCGAACAAUAGUAAGCGACCCUGACUACCAAGGUUAUUGGAGUGAAUGGAGUGAGGACUUUGGCUGGCAAACCACCAGUGGUUUCCCUCUCUGGGGUAUCUUGCUAAUAACAGUGGUCUGUAUCAUUCUGAUGAUGGGAGGAAUCUGCUUUUGCCAAAAAUAUCUUCUCAGCAAGAAAAAGAAAUGGGAAGCAAACAUUCCAAGUCCUCCGAAGACGUUUCUUCUCCCCAGUUUUUUUCCGGUAAGAAAAAUCUUCUUAAAACAGAAAGUGCAAUUGGCGAACCAUUCAGAAGAUAGCAGUGCUUUAGCAAAGGAAGAAAUCAACUAUUCCAGUAAACUGGAGAGGGAAUUACUGAUUGGCAGCCCAGCAGCUAUUGAAGAUGAGUUCAAGAAAACACCACAAUUGCUUUGGUCUCAGAAUAUGAAAAAGAUAGACCUUCUCAAUAAAGCCAAUGCAGUCCAGACAUGUACUAAUCCCAAUACACAAACAUUUGAUUUUAAUGGCCCAUACAUGUAUUCCUCUGCAGAAUCUUUUGCACAUACUGUUCAGCAGGAUUUGAAAGUUACUCCUUCAGAAGUGAAGGAAACACCAGUGUCUUUGCGAUGUAUAGGAUUACAGACGUCUUUGUCUCUUCAGCAACAGCCAGGAGGGGAAAAGGAAAAUACUUUGUCUGACUCUGAUGUACAUCAGCAGGUGGAAGAGAAGCUGCUGUUUCCUACAGGACAAGAAGCAUCUCAAAUCCAGGAGACAGGUGGACAGUUGAAGAAAGAGAAAACUACAGGAUGUCUUUCCAGCUCAAAUAGCCACUGUCAAAAUUUGCCACUAGAUUACAUUGCUACAGUAGAUCUCUCAAUAAGCAAAGAAAAGGGAUGUUUAUUGCCAUUACCUGUGUUGGUCUCAGAGGAAAGAAUGCUUCCUUGUGCUAACACAGCAACAGUUGCUGCACACAUGCCCAAAACUAAGGAAAAUCUCUCAAAUUCAGAGUUAUGUCAAAAGACAUUAAAACCAACCCCCCCAGUUAUGGAUCAAAGUAUCAGUGAUCUCUCAGCAAUAUCCCAGGAAGAAUCUAGUGACUAUCUUAUGAGUUUUUCUGCUGCCUCAGGUGCUGUACCAAAGGACGGAUUAGCUUUUGCCAUGGAGGAAUCUAAGCAGGACAUUCUUAUAUUCAAUGUUGGCGGCAGAAGCCCACUUUUCUUAUAUCAAGAGGGUGAAUACUGCUUCUUUCCUGGCUCCAAGACCAAAGAAGACAGUAAGGGUCAAGAAGCACCUGUGGGCCACCAGCCUCCAGAAAGCUUUCCAAAAGUCACCAAAUACCCUUUGGAGACAAAAUUUGCUGACAGUAAGUUACAGGUCAUCUCCCAGGUCUGCCAAGAUGUGUGA